AUUCUUUUUUUGCAUUACCAGUUUUAAAUCCACAUAUUUUUGUGUUAGCAAAUAAUAGAAUUGGAAUUGAUGUUUUUCAAUUCCAUGAUUCGAAUUCCGUGUACGAAACGGAGCCUGAAAUUUUUCCCAGAAUUAGACUAUUGUUAUCCUCGUAUGGAGUCACCACUAGACAAGAACAACAACAAUCCGUCUCACCGCGAGAGAGGUGUUGAGAAUCAUCCUGUCGGUGUGGUAUUGCAUAACAUGCGAAGGCUGCUGCAACGGGAAAAAGUGACUGCAAAGGAAGAGAGGAAGGCCACUUGGUUCGAUUGACACUCAUCCAAGGAAGAAAAGGACGAGUGCGGCACAAACUAAUCCAUUACACAUCGAUGUUGAACAUCCAUCCCAUGAGAUUAUCUCUGAUUAUAGUUAUGUCCAUGAAUCAUUACUGGAGGACGCUCCGAUGUUCGAUAUGAUUCAAGAGAAUAAAGAAAUCUCAAUGGAUUAUGAAAGUGCACAUAUAUUACUAGAAAGAUCUUUA
Molecule: messenger RNA, 520 nt
Organism: Cuscuta campestris
Lineage: Eukaryota; Viridiplantae; Streptophyta; Magnoliopsida; Solanales; Convolvulaceae
Source: the annotation of a GenBank genome assembly